Molecule: messenger RNA, 440 nt
Organism: Aspergillus vadensis CBS 113365
Lineage: Eukaryota; Fungi; Ascomycota; Eurotiomycetes; Eurotiales; Aspergillaceae
Exons: 1
Coding region: 86-316 (76 amino acids)
Source: RefSeq, a predicted model, not a curated record
GCGGAAAGAAACACUGCUUUCCUUCUCAAGGAGGAGGAGAAAAUGCACCCGACCGCAUUAUCUUGGCUGGCAGGUGCAUAACCCCAUGCUUAUCACAUUCCUCCGAUCCAAGUUACGAGAAAAAAAACCCUUUUGCUCGCCUGUUCGAACCGAACCAAGCCAUGCGAUUUUCUCUUUCCUUUCUCUUUUGAGGAUCCUUGCCUGGAGUUGUUUUUGCUCAGUUGCCAGCCCGUCGAGCAGGCUGCAGCACUUGUGUUGCCCGUAUCACCACGCACCGGGGCUAUCCCCACAUCCAUUCAGGAACCACCCACACUAAAACGACGCCGUCAGUCUAGGCCUUGUGGUGGUCCGAACCUUGACGGAAUUCUGCCCUUUGCAGAAGAGGCUGGUGUGCGAGGCGGGAAUUACGAUGCGCGCCGUACCACUGCUGAUCGGCAAUU